Indicator indicator is the source of this 1588-nucleotide messenger RNA. RefSeq names its product Cbl proto-oncogene like 1 (gene CBLL1). Bases 16 to 1497 code for a protein of 493 amino acids. Gene Ontology annotation, biological process: regulation of cell adhesion; protein ubiquitination. The record is from RefSeq and is a predicted model, not a curated record. The transcript has 6 exons. Gene Ontology annotation, molecular function: ubiquitin protein ligase activity. Lineage: Eukaryota; Metazoa; Chordata; Aves; Piciformes; Indicatoridae.
GCCCCGCGCCAAAUCAUGGACCACAAUGACAAUGAUUUGCAAGGAACAAAUAGUUCAGGAUCUUUGGGUGGUCUUGAUGUUCGUAGAAGAAUCCCUAUAAAGCUUAUCUCAAAACAGACCAAUAAAACCAAACCUGCACCUCGAACUCCAAGAAAUAUGAACAGAAUGCCCUCAAAGUCACAAGCUGGUGAUGAAGAAGAAUUUGAUUAUAACAAAGAGGAGCGAUAUGAAUGCAAAGGAGGUGAAAUGUUUGGCAAUCAAAGGAGAUUCCCUGGACCCAUCUUUUGGGAUUAUAAGAUAAACUUGCUGGGGGAAAAGGAUGACACACCAGUCCAUUUCUGUGAUAAGUGUGGAUUGCCCAUCAAAAUGUAUGGACGCAUGAUACCUUGCAAGCAUGUUUUCUGCUAUGACUGUGCUAUACUGCAUGAGAAAAAGGGAGACAAGAUGUGUCCAGGCUGUAAUGAACCUGUGCAGCGAAUCGAGCAGUGUGUACGAGGGUCUCUCUUCAUGUGUAGCAUUGUUCAGGGGUGCAAGAGAACUUACCUGUCCCAGAGGGACUUACAAGCUCACAUCAACCAUCGUCACAUGAGAGCUGGAAAGCCUGUUACUCGUCCUCCAAUUGAACCUGUACAUCCUCCCAUUGCACCACCACCUGCUGAAAUUCCUGAGCGUUUCAUACUGCCACCUGAGAAACAUCAUAUGAGCCACAUUCCGCCAAAGCAGCACAUCAUGAUACCACCACCUCCUUUACAGCAUGUGCCACAUGAGCAUUAUAACCAGCCACACGAAGAUAUUCGUGCGCCUCCCACAGAGAUGUCAAUGGCACCACCACCGCCUCGCCCAGUCAGUCAGGAUACCUUCCGCAUUUCAACAAGAAAACACAGCAACUUAAUAACGGUCCCUAUUCAGGAUGAUUCAAAUUCAGGUGCUCGAGAACCACCUCCACCAGCCCCCACACCUGCUCAUCAUCAUCCUGAAUACCAGGGUCAACCAGUGGUAUCACACCCUCAUCAUAUUAUGCCUCCACAGCAACAUUAUGCACCACCCCCACCCCCACCUCCACCAAUAAGCCAUCCUCUGCAGCAUCCUCCCCAGGCAGCAGGUACUCCUCACAUGGUAUAUAGCCAAGCUCCUCCACCACCAAUGACCUCUGCUCCUCCUCCAAUAACCCCACCACCUGGACAUAUAAUUGCCCAGAUGCCACCAUAUAUGAAUCAUCCUCCUCCAGGACCACCUCCUCCUCAGCAUGGAGGCCCCCCUGUAAAUGUAAAUGCACCCCCUCCCCAUCACUAUAACCCUAACUCACUGCCACAGUUCAGUGAAGAUCAAGGAACUCUUAGCCCCCCUUUCACACAGCCGGGGGGAAUGAGUCCAGGGAUAUGGCCCGCUCCAAGGGGCCCACCUCCGCCUCCAAGGAUGCAAGGGCCUCCUGCUCAGGCUCCGCUUCCUGGACCACACCACCCUGAUCAAGCCAGAUACAGACCCUAUUACCAAUGAUACGCGCAAUUGUGUGAAUAGAGAAUGCUAUGAAGAGGAUAAAACCAUGUACAACAGCCUUUUAAUUGAUUAAUUUGGCCAUAUUUUGUUG